UGUGCUAAUUGCCCUUCUCCUCACUUAUUCCAUUUCUAUGUAUCAAAGCCGCUCAUGUUUCUAUUCAGAGUAAAAGGAGACAAGACAAGAGAUCCGUAUGAGAGAAAGUCAAAAUCCAAAGGAAAGUGUUGAGAAAGCUUUAAAGUCAUACAGUGUGUGGGGUUUUGGUCAGGAUGCGGCCGGCUCUGUUCCUCUGUCCCGUCCUGAUCUCUCUGUUAUUUCUUCUGUCUGGACUGACUAUCAUCAAUGGCUGUAACAAAGCUCUGUGUGCCAGUGAUGUCAGCAAAUGUCUUCUACAGGGUCUUUGUCAGUGCCGGCCAUCAGAGGGGAACUGUUCGUGCUGUAAAGAGUGCAUGCUGUGUUUGAGCUCUCUCUGGGAGGAGUGCUGCGACUGUGUAGGAAUGUGUAACCCAAGGAAUUACAACGACAGUCCUGCCACCUCCAAGAGCACCGUAGAAGAGCUGUACCGACCAAUCCCGUCGCUCUUCCGUGCUCUGACCGAAGGCGACGCCCCCAUAAACAUGAUGGUCGUGUCGUUUCCCGUUGCUGAGGAACUCUCCCACCACGAGAACCUCGUGUCUUUCCUGGAGACACUCGACAGCCAGAGUCACAACAUCUCGUUGCCCAGCAGCAGCGUCCAUGAUGAUGCCUUGUGUACGGUGGUCUACUUUGAUGAGUGCGUGUCCAUUCGUCAGUGUAAGCAGUACUGCGAGUCGAUGGGCGGAUCAAAGUACCGCUGGUUUCAUAACGCCUGCUGUGAGUGCAUCGGGCCUGAAUGUCUGGACUACGGCAGUAAAGCCGUCAAAUGCAUGAACUGCCUCAUCUGAGAACUCAACAAAGACUCACUCUACACUUUAACUCGUGUUUUAUUGUGUAAAACACUUCUGGCCUUUUCUGUUCUUGUUUACAGAUUGUGUUUCUUAAUCUUGUCUUUUGGAAAAUAAGGUCAAAGGGUUUUUCUUAUGUUAUCAAUAUUGUUUGUGAAUUAUUACAGCAGCAUGUUGGGGUCGUUUCUCAUUCAAAUCAUAAUUCUCAUUUCAUAUUCAUGUUUCUGGUUUGACUAUUAAAAACCGAAGUAAACAGUUUUUUUUUUUUAAUUACAUGAUGGUUUUAGUCUCCUGUCAUUUACUGAUCUGCUACUUUACUGUCAUUUGCUGAUUUACAUUGUUGUACAACAUUUGAUUUGAUGAUUUGAAAUGAAAAAGAUAUUUAAUCUGUAUUUGUGUCUCCAAGUUUGAGUUAAACGUGUUUUGUUUUGUUUUUUUACAAAAUGCAUGUGUAUAGUUGACAAAUAACAUGGACAUUAACUUUUAUUCAGUUUAGAUUGGUCUCGUUUGUUAACAUUAAUUCAUUAACUAACAUGAACUAACAAUGAGAAAUAUAUUUUUCACAGCAUUUAUUAACCUGUUUAAUGUUAGUUAAUAAAAAUCUUCACAAUCAUCUUAGUUCACAGUGCAUUAACUAUUAUUAAGAAUACAAAAUUUGACCUGAAAUAUGUUUCAUGGUCAAAAAAUGUUGAAAAAUAAAUGUAAAUGUUGAAAUUAACAUUAACUAAGACUAAUAAAUUCUUUAGAAGAAUUGUUCAUUGUUAGUGCAUGUUAACUAAUGUAGUUAGGUAAUGUAAACUAAUACAGCCUUAUUGUAAAGUGUUACCACAUUUAUAUGAAUGUAAAAGGGAAAAUGUGUAUUUUAAAUGCUGUAACUGAUUUUCAUUUUUUUUUUUUUAAUGUUUCUGUUUUUAAAUAUUCAAUAUUUGCUAUUUAAAAUAUUUACUAUUUAAUAAUAGUCCUGUUUCAUUACGUCUCUCAAUAAACAUUCAUGCUUAAUAAUAAAAACAUAAAUAUGUUUUCAAAUGGAA
Ctenopharyngodon idella (grass carp) is the source of this 1858-nucleotide messenger RNA. It is a transcript of the gene twsg1a, whose product is annotated as twisted gastrulation BMP signaling modulator 1a. Gene Ontology annotation, biological process: regulation of BMP signaling pathway. The transcript is spliced from 5 exons. Bases 174 to 827 code for a protein of 217 amino acids. NCBI's taxonomy places the organism in Eukaryota, Metazoa, Chordata, Actinopteri, Cypriniformes, Xenocyprididae. The record is from RefSeq and is a predicted model, not a curated record.